AUGAAGGGGACACCGAAGUCACCUCUGUGCCGGUUCAGUCGACGAAUGGUCGCCGUUCUGAAUGAGCAUGAUAUAAAGUACGAUUCCUUCAAUAUACUGGUUGAUAAGGGUGUUCGUGAGGGUCUAAAAGAAUUUGGUGACUGGCCUACAUUUCCACAGUUAUGGGUUGACGGUCAGCUUGUUGGUGGGUUGGAGAUUGUUCGCGAGGAAGUAAUUUCAGAUGCCAACUUCAUCCGUCAAUACUCGGUCGGCAAAGCCGUCGUGACUGAGAAACCUGCAGUGUGCGCAUAA
Messenger RNA from Penicillium manginii, 291 nucleotides. Its product is annotated as thioredoxin. Gene Ontology annotation, molecular function: 2 iron, 2 sulfur cluster binding. The record is from RefSeq and is a predicted model, not a curated record. Lineage: Eukaryota; Fungi; Ascomycota; Eurotiomycetes; Eurotiales; Aspergillaceae. Bases 1 to 291 code for a protein of 96 amino acids. The transcript is spliced from 2 exons.